This is a messenger RNA of Penicillium crustosum, 201 nucleotides long. RefSeq lists its product as uncharacterized. NCBI's taxonomy places the organism in Eukaryota, Fungi, Ascomycota, Eurotiomycetes, Eurotiales, Aspergillaceae. The transcript has 3 exons. The coding region runs from base 1 to 201 and encodes 66 amino acids. The record is from RefSeq and is a predicted model, not a curated record.
AUGGACAAACUCUCCAAUCUCGCCAACAAGCUCGGAGGCAACAAGGGUCAAGAAUACCUUGACAAAGCACCAGGUAUCCACGCGGCGGAGGAUAAGAUCGGCGGCGGUAACAAGGGUGACGCUACGAAGAAGGCCACCGAUGCUGGCCGUGAACAGUUGGAGAAGGCUGGAAAGGGUCUCCCCGACAAGUUCUCACACUAG